AUGACUGUGUUGAAUUUCGUUCUGUGUUUAUCGCUGUUGUGCGGUUUGUGUGUAGCAGGCAUUCCAGCAACCACCGAACCAUUGCCAUUGCCACCAUCUGGAUUUGGUGGCUUUGGCGGUUUCAGUCCACUUAGCGAGAAAGCCCUUGCGGAUUUACAUCCAAACGUCACAGAAUCAUUCAAACAAUUGGGCAAAAAACACGAUGACUUCGAUUUGAUUGCAAAACGCAUCUUGAGCGGCAAGAGUCAAGUUGUAGCUGGCACACGAUAUGUGCUCACCGUUGAAGCCACAAAUCUAAAGGGCGAAGUGAAAACAUGCGAAGCUGAUAUUUGGGAAAAGACCUGGGAAAACUUUUUCCUAGUAAAAUUGAAGUGCCAAGAAAAGGACUAUGAAAUACGAAUAAACUUUGAAGAUCGUGUGAAUUAA
This is a messenger RNA of Sitodiplosis mosellana (orange wheat blossom midge), 426 nucleotides long. RefSeq lists its product as uncharacterized. The coding region runs from base 1 to 426 and encodes 141 amino acids. Gene Ontology annotation, molecular function: cysteine-type endopeptidase inhibitor activity. Lineage: Eukaryota; Metazoa; Arthropoda; Insecta; Diptera; Cecidomyiidae. The record is from RefSeq and is a predicted model, not a curated record. The transcript has a single exon.